UGUGUCCACAGUGGGACCUACCACUCCAGGGACGAGAGCACAGACAGCGGUCUGAGCAUGAGCAGCUACAGUGUCCCCCGUACCCCUGACGACUUUCUCAACAGUGUGGACGAGAUGGACACCGGGGACGCCCUGCCGGUCUCCAUGGGGACGCAGCCCAGCCGUUUCCCUGACUACCUGGACGCCAUCCCGGGGACGGACGUGGACCUGGGCACGCUGGAGAGUGACAACAUGGCCAUGGAGGGGGAGGAGCUUAUGCCUAGUCUCCAGGAAGCCCUUAGCUCCGACAUCCUGAACGAUAUGGAGUCAGUCCUGGCCGCCACAAAGAUCGACAAGGAGAGCUUCCUCACAUGGUUAUAACAUGGUUAUAACAUGGUUAUAACACAUUUAUAGAACAAACUGGACCCUUAUACGGUAUACAGUGGGGGUUGCCAAACUUUUGUUUUCUCUGUAACCCAACUGAAGUGGGUGUUGUGUCGUGACCCACCAACUGAGGUGGGUGUUGUGUCGUGACCCACCAACUGAGGUGGGUGUUGUGUCGUGACCCACCAACUGAGGUGGGUGUUGUGUCGUGACCCACCAACUGUGGUGGGUGUUGUGACCAACCAUAGGACUUGAACAGUGGAACUACAUU
Messenger RNA from Salvelinus sp. IW2-2015, 634 nucleotides. RefSeq names its product transcriptional coactivator YAP1. The record is from RefSeq and is a predicted model, not a curated record. Gene Ontology annotation, molecular function: transcription coactivator activity. Gene Ontology annotation, cellular component: cytoplasm; nucleus. NCBI's taxonomy places the organism in Eukaryota, Metazoa, Chordata, Actinopteri, Salmoniformes, Salmonidae. Gene Ontology annotation, biological process: positive regulation of transcription by RNA polymerase II; hippo signaling.